ACGUCAACGUCCUCCUCCCCCCUUCCCCACUCAAAACACUCCCCGUCGUCGCCAUGUUCACCGCUGCCCGUUCGCUCAGGCAAGCCGUCUCCCGCAAUGGCAACUAUGCCAACAUUCCCCGCUCCAUGAUCGCGAGGAACAUGAACUCGAAGGUAUCCGGCCCCGUUGUCGGUAUUGACUUGGGUACCACGAACUCUUGUGUCUCCGUUAUGGAGGGCCAGACGUCGCGUGUGAUUGAGAACUCGGAGGGCGCACGGACAACACCGUCCGUCGUCGCUUUCACAAAACAUGGAGAGCGUCUCGUCGGUCUCCCUGCUAAGCGUCAGGCCGUCGUGAACUCGCAAAAUACCGUCUUCGCCUUCAAGCGUUUGAUUGGUCGUCAGUUCAGGGACAAGGAGGUCCAAGAGGACGCGAAGCACUGGCCAUUUAAGAUCGUCCCAAAGUCCGAUGGACGACCAGCGGUAGAGGUCGAGUCGAACGGCAAGAACCAGCAAUUCUCUCCGGAAGAGCUCUCCUCCAUGGUCCUCGCGAAGAUGCGCGAGACUGCUGAGCAGUUUUUGAACAAGAAGGUUAACCACGCUGUCGUCACCGUACCCGCUUACUUCAAUGACGCUCAACGACAAGCGACCAAGGACGCUGGCCAGAUCGCCGGUCUUGAGGUUCUCCGUGUCAUCAACGAGCCUACCGCCGCCGCACUCGCAUAUGGUCUCGACCGUAACGAGAACUCCGUCAUCGCUGUCUACGAUCUCGGUGGUGGAACCUUCGAUAUCUCCAUUCUCGAGAUGCAGAAGGGCGUUUUCGAGGUGAAGUCAACGAACGGUGACACACAUCUCGGUGGUGAGGACUUCGACGUCCUUCUCGUCAACCACGUCCUCAACGAGUUCAAGAAGGAGUCAGGCGUUGACAUCUCCGAGGACCGUAUGGCGAUCCAGCGUAUCCGUGAGGCUGCCGAGAAGGCCAAGAUCGAGCUUUCGUCGACGUCCCAGACCGAAAUCAACUUGCCCUUCAUCACCGCUGACGCCUCCGGACCCAAGCACAUCAACGUGAAGCUCAUGCGUUCGCAGUUCGAGAGCCUGACUGCCCCAUUGAUCCAGCGUACCGUCGAGCCUUGUAAGAAGGCGCUUGCGGAUGCUGGUGUGAAGGCUAGCGAUAUCAACGAGGUCAUCCUCGUCGGUGGUAUGACCCGUAUGCCCCGUGUCGUCGAGACCGUCAAGUCCAUCUUCGGUCGCGAGCCUUCGAAGGGUGUCAACCCCGAUGAGGCCGUCGCCAUUGGUGCUUCUAUCCAGGGUGGUGUCCUUGCCGGCAACGUCACUGACAUCCUCCUUCUCGAUGUUACUCCUCUUUCUCUCGGUAUCGAGACCCUCGGUGGUAUCAUGACCAAGCUCAUUUCCCGCAACACGACCAUCCCCACCAAGAAGUCGCAGGUAUUCUCGACUGCCGCUGACGGUCAGACCGCCAUCGAGGUCAAGAUCUACCAGGGAGAGCGUGAGCUCGUCAGGGACAACAAGAUGCUCGGCAACUUCAACCUCGUUGGUAUUCCUCCCGCUCCCAAGGGUGUUCCCCAGAUCGAGAUCACCUUCGACAUCGACGCCGACGGUAUCGUGCACGUUAACGCUAAGGACAAGGCCACCAACAAGGAUCAGUCCAUGACUAUCGCUUCCUCGUCCGGUCUCAGCGACAAGGACAUCGAGCGCAUGGUCUCCGACGCUGAGCAGUACGCCGAGACUGACAAGGCCCGCCGUGACGUCAUCGAGGAGUCGAACAAGGCUGAGUCUGUCUGUGCCGACACUGAGAAGGCUAUGAACGAGUUCAAGGACCAGCUUGACCAGACCGAGAAGGACAAGGUGACCAAGCACCUCGCUGACCUCCGCGAGCUCGCCGCGAAGGGUCAGGCCGGUGACGCCUCCGCCACUGCCGAUGCCAUCCGUGAGAAGAUCAACGAGGCCCAGCAGGCCUCCCUUGGUCUCUUCCAGAAGGUGUAUGAGAAGAGGAACGCGGAGAACAACCCUCCUUCUGAGGAGACCCCCAAGGAGGAGAAGAAGGAUUAAGUGCCUCGCUGAGUGGUGCUCGGUUCGUUCUUUGACUCUUUCCGUGGAUUCUUCUCGUCGUGUUCGCUUUCGUUCAUCGGACAUUACUAGCCUUAGUGUCCCCCCUUCUUCCUCGCGCAUGCAUCUCUGCUCCUCAUCGCACCUUACUUAGAGCCUCCGGUUUAAAAGUACCCCCUUAUAUCGUCGCACGCUUUCUUCCCCCCUUUUUAUGAUAUGUUACUCUACUCACGCUUAUACAUACGUACGCCCACAACGCAUCCCCAUCCCCCGCUCUCCACGCACCACUCGACGCCCUUCACCCUUCAAUAUCAUCCCACCGCCGAUUUACUUACAUCUUCAUAUCGUCCCGACUCGCAUCGCACCACACAACCCCCGCUCAGUAGUUACCAUUUAUCACUUUUCCGGCCUCGUCCUUUAUAGUCGUCUACAUAUACUCGUACUCUUCAUGCUUCGUUCAUGCUAUGUAGUUGACAGCUCC
This is a messenger RNA of Stereum hirsutum FP-91666 SS1, 2526 nucleotides long. RefSeq names its product heat shock protein 70. Gene Ontology annotation, biological process: protein refolding; cellular response to unfolded protein. NCBI's taxonomy places the organism in Eukaryota, Fungi, Basidiomycota, Agaricomycetes, Russulales, Stereaceae. Gene Ontology annotation, molecular function: misfolded protein binding; ATP binding; heat shock protein binding. Bases 54 to 2048 code for a protein of 664 amino acids. The record is from RefSeq and is a predicted model, not a curated record. Gene Ontology annotation, cellular component: mitochondrion; cytoplasm. The transcript is spliced from 8 exons.